Messenger RNA from Folsomia candida, 551 nucleotides. Its product is annotated as glutaredoxin. Gene Ontology annotation, cellular component: cytoplasm. The coding region runs from base 186 to 494 and encodes 102 amino acids. The transcript is spliced from 4 exons. Gene Ontology annotation, biological process: cellular response to oxidative stress. Gene Ontology annotation, molecular function: glutathione disulfide oxidoreductase activity. The record is from RefSeq and is a predicted model, not a curated record. NCBI's taxonomy places the organism in Eukaryota, Metazoa, Arthropoda, Collembola, Entomobryomorpha, Isotomidae.
UAUUCUCUGCGAAAUUGAUACUGGGAAUAUUAAAUAAUUCAUGGUUGUUCUACUACAAAUAUUUCUCAAAAAAAAAUUUCAGAGUUUAUUAAUUUGAAAAACUUUAUUUCGCAAAACCACCUACAAAAAUAGCUUCCAGCUUCCAUUGGAAAUAACGGAAACAACGAUCAUAAAACUUAUCCAAAAUGGAGUUGCAAGAAAUUCGUGGAAAUUUAGAAAAAAUGAUCAAGGAAAAUAAAAUUGUCGUCUUCUCAAAAAGCUACUGUCCAUAUGCGUUAAAAGCGAAACAGACACUUGACAACUUGACAAAGAAUUACCUCGUAAUUGAAUUAAAUGGACAUCCUCAAGGGAGUGAAAUUCAAGAAAUCUUGGCUCAGAUGACGGGUGCCUCUACCGUUCCUCGUGUCUUUGUGGGAGGAGUCUGCAUUGGGGGAGGAGACGACACGGUCCGAUUGUAUAAAAGCGGAGAGUUAGAAAAAAUGAUUACAAACUGAAUUAUUUACAUGACAAUCAAUUUGUAAAUUAAUGUUUAUUAAAAAAAACAAGAAUAA